UGAGCAAAUGGUACGGUCCCAGAGAACCUGUACAUAGACGGGGAGAGCGCAGCGCGUGAGAGGACAGCGCUCAUCAGCGGGAAUGGCGGAGACCGUACGAUCGCUAUUCGACUACCGGGAGCCGCCGACGCUGGACAGCGACGGAGAGACCAGCAAACCGCCGCCGCCGCGAGGACGUGGCUGUGGGAGGAAAAGGAAAGGGACACCGGUGAAGGUGUGCGACAGAGUCUUCGCCGCAGAGGAUGAGGAGAGCAUGUCUGAGAACAGCUAUGGACCAGAGAAAGGUGAUGGUCAUGAGGACAAACACAAAGUUCCUGCUGCUGAUGGACCAUACUAUGAAACACAAUCUGCUCAGCUUUGUCUGAGCGAGGAGGGCUCCAGUGGAGGAAGAGGGUCUGUCUCAUACCCCCCACCACCAAACUGCCGCAUUCGUGAAGUGCACUGUGGAAAUCAAGUGCGACUGAUCGUCAUAGCGAUCCGCGACAUCACUAAAGGGGAGGAGAUCACUGUGGAUUACAGUUUGACUGAGUGGGGAGAAAACGCUUUGGGUUUUCAUGGCACUGUGCCUCCCAGUAGCUUUGAUUGUAGCUCGGACCAGGAGAACCACGUUAAAAAGGAGGAAGAGUCCAGCCCAGUUCCACUCUCUCUUACUGUGACAAAAUACCUCACACCUUCCUGGUCCCUCUCUCCUUCCUCCUCUCACUCUGAGCCCAGCGAUUCAGACUCAGAUAAUGGCAACGGAAAGACCCGUACACGAACCCCUCACCGCCGUAAAAAGCACAAAUCCCUCUCGUCUCCGGCUGCUCAAGCCAAGAGAAAAGCAUCUCAGCAACCCUCCAGCCAUCCUGCUUCAUUUCCACACUCUGUUCCGACCUCCCCGCUGCAGCCCACUGCUCCCUCCAGACCUGUGUUUAAGAGCCCGACGCCUGCAGGAAUUCCGGCUAAGAGUGUCAGUGUGUCAGUGGGUCGUGGGCAAAGCACCGUGGCACAAAAACAGCGCUGUAUUUACUGUGGCCGUCACUUUCGGUGUCUCCCACGCCAUGUGGAAAAACAUCACUCCCACCUGCCGAACGUGCACAUUGUCCUGGAGCAGGCAAGGGCCUCUGGUACCCCUCCUUCUGCACAGUCACCUCUCCCAUCAACCAGCAAACAUCCCCAGGGCACCCAAGCAGCAGGUGUGGUAGUGGGAUCGCCACGAUCACAUCCCUCUUCAUCUUUAUCUCCAGUUAGAAAAAGCUCUGCUCUCGCUAGCCCUAAUCGCAAAAGUCCCACCCCAGCUCCGACUACUCCACCCAGGAGAGGAGGCGUUCCAGUAUCUGUUUUAAAGAGAAGCCCACCUACACCAGGUUCUUCUGCUAAAAAAGGAGGACGAAAAAUGAAAAAGGAGAAAGAGGAGGUAGAGAUAUUUGAGAAGACUAAAGAGACCGUGCCAGAUCCAGUGUUCGAGGACCAGAUGAAGGAGUCGGAACCUUCAAAACAAGAGGGAGAAGACAAUGGAGGAAGAGAAGAAGAAAGCGGAGCUGAGGAUAAGCUCGAUCUAUUAAGUUCAAGUCGUCCCCACAUGAUCCCGCUUCUUUCCUCCCUCUCUUCUCUGGUGUUAUACCUGCGGCGGCUUCAGCACUCCGCUUUCAUCUCUCUGUCCCGCUCCCUACAGUCGGCCGAGGCUUGGCGUCUCCUCUGUCACUCCAGCCUGGCUCUUCUCAUCCUUUACAACCGCCGGCGUGAAUGCGAAGUCUCCAAACUCACCAUCACCGAGUACCAGGCCCGCAUUACACAGGUCGUCCCUGGCUCUUCAGUUUCCCCGCCAGCUGUAACUCCACUUGAGGCCUCGCUAUCACCUUUCGAGCGGAUGGUCCUACCCCAUCUUCCUCGUGUCGGAGUCCAAGGGAAACGUGGCCGCGUGCAACCCCUCAUCCUCCCACCGCAUUCAGAAGCCUGUCUGGAGAUGCUUUUGCAGACUCGUGCAGGUGUGGGAAUCGAUCCACAGAACCCAUAUGUGUUCGCCCGACCGUUUCAUUCGCCAGCCACUCCUCUUCGCGGGACAGACUUACUCCGCAGCCUGGCUCGGUCCAGUGGGUCACGGCACCCGCGGGCACUGACGCAGACACGUGUUCGCAGGCAGGUGGCAAUACUUACACAGCUGCUGCUGCUAAGUGAGGGCGAGGAGGAAAGCCAACGCGGGGCUGCCAUAAAGAGAUUGGAAAGCUUCUUGGAGAAGGAAUAUCACGUGACUCAAAGCUGUGCAACCAUUGGCCAGGACCCUGGGUUGAUGGGCCUGAUUGGUCGGGUGGUACUAUGUGGAGAGAGAGACGGCGUCCUGUUCCGAGGAAUGAGUUUACAUCACAUCUGUCUAGAGUUAGAUGUGUUGUCAGGAAACUCUGCAGACUCGCUGUCAGACGAGUCUGAUGCUGAGCAGGGCAAAGAGAAACCAGAAGCUCCUGCAGCCACCACUAUGAUGAAGAAAACCACUGGCAACAGCAAAUCCCCUCGCUCCAAGAAGAUGAACGGCAGUUCCUCACACUCAACGGGACGCAAAAGGUCCUCAGGACAGUCCAAGCCUGGUAAACGUGGUGUACUGAAGCGGCCUUGGUCUGAAGCGGAGCGGGCAGCUGUCGAGACCCACCUGGUGCAAAACAUCAUGGAGCUGCGUGUGCCCGCCAAAGCAGACUGCGAGCGGUGCCUGGAGCUCUGCCCUCUUCUGGUCACCAACCACCGUGACUGGAGGGCUGUUAAAUUCUACUGCCACAACCGAAUACAGCUGCUGAAGAAAAGCCAGCAGAGGCAGAGUCCACCUUUGCUGUCCGUCUGCUGAGAGCCUAGUGGUCAAGAAAAAGCAGAUGUAGAUAAAAGACGUUAAGAGGUGCUAAUCGAAAAUAUCCAUAUGCUACAGUCACAGUACCAAUGCUUUAAUUAAUGUGAUGCUGAUUUUGUGUUCAGUGUGUGUAAAAGGGAAAAAAGGUACGAUGUCAGACUGAAUGCACACUUGUCUUGUGUACUUUUUGAAAAUACUGUUGCAGCUACAAUGAAAGAACACUAACUUUUUAUUUAUCUGCACAU
Molecule: messenger RNA, 3057 nt
Organism: Danio rerio (zebrafish)
Lineage: Eukaryota; Metazoa; Chordata; Actinopteri; Cypriniformes; Danionidae
Source: RefSeq, a predicted model, not a curated record